AUGGAUGUUCCUCAGGGAUUACUAAAUCGGACGCUGACGGCGGCAGAACCUCCGUUCGAGAGCGUCCGCGGAUGCUGUAACUUCUCCUCUGCAGCUGCAUCCGUGAUUACAAACGAUGGCUUCGGGGCAUCUUUGCAAGACGAGCGGGAACAAUUCAUAAUGCGAGUUGUCCAGAUAGCUGUGCUGUGCGUCCUGUCUCUCACUGUCAUUUUCGGAAUCUUCUUUCUUGGUUGCAAUCUGCUGAUCAAGUCGGAAAGUAUGAUAAAUCUACUUGUGGAGGACAGGAGACCAUCCAAGGAAGCUGAAAUGAUCAUGAUUGCAUCUUGA
Molecule: messenger RNA, 327 nt
Organism: Chanos chanos (milkfish)
Lineage: Eukaryota; Metazoa; Chordata; Actinopteri; Gonorynchiformes; Chanidae
Gene: rprm3
Product: reprimo, TP53 dependent G2 arrest mediator homolog 3
Exons: 1
Coding region: 1-327 (108 amino acids)
Source: RefSeq, a predicted model, not a curated record